AUGUGGGAGGAACAUCCCUGCGAGCCGCUGGCCAAGGAGCCCCGUCAGGCCGCCGCUGCCCUGCGACCACGAAGCCCGGAGACCCACGGGUGCGUUACAAUGUCAGGUGUCACCUCCAUGGCAUCACUGCAGCAGAGUGCUGACAUUAUCCCCCCAGUUGAUGAGCUUGUUCAACUGGACCUGACACUCAAGACAAAAAGCAGUCUUGCAGCAUCUCCCUUUCUGCUUUUUGCCAACCGUCGGGAUGUUCGACUCGUGGAUGCUGGAGGCACAAAGCUGGAGUCCACUGUGGUGGUCAGUGGUUUAGAAGAUGCUGCUGCGGUUGACUUCCAGUAUUCACAAGGCAUCGUUUUCUGGACAGAUGUGAGUGAAGAAGCCAUCAAGCAAACUUAUAUUAACCAAACUGGCAAUGUGGUACAGAAUGUCAUCAUUUCUGGUCUGGUUUCCCCGGACGGCCUGGCGUGUGAUUGGAUUGGGAAAAAACUCUACUGGACAGAUUCAGAGACCAACAGGAUAGAAGUAGCUAAUCUCAAUGGAACAUCUAGAAAAGUCCUCUUCUGGCAAGACCUUGAUCAGCCCAGGGCGAUAGCUUUGGAUCCUGCUCAUGGGUAA
Molecule: messenger RNA, 612 nt
Organism: Tinamus guttatus (white-throated tinamou)
Lineage: Eukaryota; Metazoa; Chordata; Aves; Tinamiformes; Tinamidae
Source: RefSeq, a predicted model, not a curated record